AUGGAACGGGAAUCCGAUACGAAGGGUCAGGUGCACGACCGUCUUCCUUACGUGCUCUCCGAGGCACGGGGUCAAAGCACCGCCAAUUUCCUAACUCCAGGAGUCGAUAUAAUAUACCUGCACCAGCACGCCUCUUCGACGGAUAGGAACGCACGUCAACGCGUUGUCGGAGCUAUUUUACCAAACUUCGAAGCCUGGCUGGGGAGAAAACAUGGCAGCUUAACUUUCAGGCUGACACAGGUACUUACCGGACAUGGUUGUUUCGGCGAGUACCUGUGUCGGAUCGGUCGCGAGGUGACACCGCGGUGUCAUCACUGUGGGGAGGUCCGGGACUCCGCUCAGCACACGCUCGAAGAGUGCCCUGCCUGGGAACCUGAGCGGCACAUCCUGGUCAGCUACGUUGGGAGAGACCUGUCACCACCUGCUGUCAUAGCGGCAAUGCUGGAGGACAGUGAAGCAUGGAGGGCAGUGGUCUCCUUCUGUGAAGUAGUAAUGUGCAAGAAGGAGGCCGCUGAGCGGGACCGCGAGCGAGCCGAUCCUUCUCGGAGGCGGAGACAUCAGGGCGGCGCUGAUCAACGCUCUGAUCGUUCCAUUCAGUAGUCCCAGGCGCUGGGACCGGGCCGCUGUAGUAGCUGGAGCGGAGCUCUGGCUGGCGACCCUGGAAGGACGACCGCUUGCUGUGGCGCAAGCUGUCGUGGCUACAUGCAAAGUGCACGAGGCCAGGGGAGUGCAUCUUUCAGGAUGAGCCCACUGGGCGUCGCGCAGGGGAGGCACCGGCGCACGUUCGUAAGAGUUCCCGGAGCCUCUUAAUAUGCGCUGAGGAUGGCCAUCGAGGGGGUUUUAGUGGGUACAAAUCCCACAUAACCCGAUCUCUCCUCAAAGAGGUAGG
Maniola jurtina (meadow brown) is the source of this 889-nucleotide messenger RNA. RefSeq lists its product as uncharacterized. NCBI's taxonomy places the organism in Eukaryota, Metazoa, Arthropoda, Insecta, Lepidoptera, Nymphalidae. The transcript has 2 exons. The record is from RefSeq and is a predicted model, not a curated record. Bases 1 to 600 code for a protein of 199 amino acids.